CAUGGGCAUGCUGGAGAGGCUGCGGAAGGAAUGGUUCAUUUUGGGGAUCGUCCUGGUCAUCACGGUGGCCAAGCUGGAGCCGGCCUUUGGGGUGAAAGGGGGACCACUGAAGCCAGAAAUCUCCAUUACGUACAUAGCUGUUUCAACUAUCUUCUUUAACAGUGGGCUCUCGCUGAAAACUGAGGAGCUGACAAGUGCUUUGAUGCAUGUGAAAUUGCAUCUUUUUGUCCAGAUCUUCACACUUGUAUUCUUCCCAACAGCAAUAUGGCUAUUUCUUCAGUUGCUAUCUAUCACACCUAUAAAUGAAUGGCUUUUAAAAGGUUUGCAGACAGUAGGCUGCAUGCCACCUCCUGUGUCUUCAGCAGUGAUAUUAACCAAAGCAGUUGGUGGGAAUGAGGCUGCUGCUAUUUUUAACUCUGCGUUUGGAAGCUUUUUGGGUAUUGUUAUAACUCCUUUGCUCCUGCUGCUUUUUCUCGGGUCAUCAUCCUCUGUGCCUUUUACAUCUAUAUUCUCACAGCUGUUCAUGACUGUUGUAGUCCCACUUAUAAUUGGACAGAUUGUCCGAAGAUACAUCAAGGAAUGGCUUGAGAGGAAGAAGCCUCCAUUUGGUGCUAUCAGCAGCUGCGUGCUCCUGAUGAUCAUCUACACAACAUUCUGUGAUACUUUCUCCAAUCCAAAUAUUGACCUUGAUAAGUUUAGCCUGAUUAUCAUAGUUUUCAUAAUAUUUUCGAUUCAGUUGGGCUUCAUGCUGUUAACGUUCUUUUUUUCUACAAGGCAGAACUCUGGUUUCACUCCAGCAGACACAGUGGCUAUUAUUUUCUGCUCCACUCACAAAUCUCUAACCUUAGGAAUACCAAUGCUGAAGAUUGUCUUUGAGGGCUAUGAACACCUGUCUUUAAUUUCUGUCCCUUUACUUAUCUAUCAUCCGGCUCAGAUCCUCCUCGGUAGCGUCUUAGUACCAACGAUAAAAUCUUGGAUGAUUUCUAGACAAAAGGCACUGAAGUUGACAAAGCAGCCCAAGAUGCCAGUGAAGGUAUAACGAGAGAAGAAAUCCACUGAAUGUACAUAUGUACUAUACUGUACAUACACAGAGACAACUCGGAAAA
This is a messenger RNA of Gekko japonicus, 1106 nucleotides long. It is a transcript of the gene SLC10A7, whose product is annotated as solute carrier family 10 member 7. The transcript has 12 exons. NCBI's taxonomy places the organism in Eukaryota, Metazoa, Chordata, Lepidosauria, Squamata, Gekkonidae. The record is from RefSeq and is a predicted model, not a curated record. Bases 2 to 1039 code for a protein of 345 amino acids. Gene Ontology annotation, cellular component: plasma membrane.